AAGCAUCCUUUCCUUGAUCUCACAUUCCGGACAAGUACCGCCGUUUUAUUCUUCUCGGUACAUAUCAGCACUUGUCCGCCGCCCGCACAUACAAACAAGUGUUUGACGAGACAUAUCAGGCCACGCGGCUACGUGAAGCAUGCGAUACGAGGCAAACAAACAGACACCCAAGCCAACCAGCGGCCAACAAUCAAGCGGCCUGCUGUCAGUCUCCGAGCUGCCGGUGCGCAUUAAGGCCCAAAACCGGUCAUUUCCGCCCGGCUCUUCUUUACGGCUCAAAGGUUUCUAUUCGCCUCACUUGGUAGCACCCAGAGAUCCGCCGUGAUCAGCUCCAGCCUCGAUUGAAGUACGCCCGAUUUUCAAGGCCAGCAAGCCGCCGCCUCAUAAAUCCCACAAACCGAGAAGAUUAUUUCAUCAUGUCAGCUAAUAGCACCUUAAAUAAGGUCGCUGCCCAAGCGGCUAACGAGACGCUCUUCCUCAACGCCCAACCAAGACCCGACCACAAUUGGAAAGUCUGCCUAGAGAACAAAAUCAUUGGUAUCACGGGCGCCAACAGAG
Molecule: messenger RNA, 558 nt
Organism: Ilyonectria robusta
Lineage: Eukaryota; Fungi; Ascomycota; Sordariomycetes; Hypocreales; Nectriaceae
Exons: 2
Source: RefSeq, a predicted model, not a curated record